Molecule: messenger RNA, 2210 nt
Organism: Diorhabda carinulata
Lineage: Eukaryota; Metazoa; Arthropoda; Insecta; Coleoptera; Chrysomelidae
Product: facilitated trehalose transporter Tret1-like
Exons: 3
Coding region: 104-1492 (462 amino acids)
Biological process (GO): transmembrane transport
Cellular component (GO): membrane
Molecular function (GO): transmembrane transporter activity
Source: RefSeq, a predicted model, not a curated record
GUAUGUAAAAAAGUCGUUAGUUGACAGUCAAUUAAUAAAGUGUGAAGGCAUUUUUCUAGUUAAAUACAUUAUUAUCAUAAAUAUUAAUUUACCAAAAUGGAAAAUGCUUGUAUUUUGUUUUCUUUUUAAAAUGAUGGAAAAGACGAAAAUUUUUUUGCACUCGGCCGCUUUUUGUGUAAAUAUAUUGACGUUCACAACGGGAAUAGCGAUGUCCUGGUCAUCUCCUUCGUUACCGAAGCUAUCAAGCACCGAUCCGGAUAUUAAUCCGUUAGGUGAACCGAUUACAACUUCCCAAGAAUCUUGGAUAGCUUCGUUACCUUCGAUAGCUAGCGUUUUCGGUACCAUAAUCGCUGGAUUGGUAGCAGAUAAAAUAGGAAGGAAGAAAACUUUACUUUUCUUCAGUAUACCUUUCUUGGUGUGCUACAUAGUUAUAGCUUUCGCUAAAUCGGUAACUACGUUGUAUAUAACGAGAUUUCUAAUCGGUAUUAGCUGCGGUAGUACUUUGGCGGUUUUACCGAGUUACGUAGCCGAAAUUUCCGAGGAUUCCAAUCGAGGUGUCCUGGGUUGUAUAAUGGGUAUAAUGGGAUCUUCGGGAUAUCUAUUCGUUUACGCAAUCGGUCCUUUUGUUUCUAUUAGAACCUUCGCUUUCCUCCAAGUCGUACCUAUCCUUAUAUUUUACUUAAUAUUCGUACCUUUCAUACCCGAAAGUCCUUAUCAUUUCCUAGCGAACGAUCUGCGUAAAGAAGCCGAGGAUUGUUUGAGGAAAAUACGUAAACCUGGCGAAGUAGAAAGGGAGUUGGCGUAUUUGAUAGACGUAGUAAAAGAGAAUAAAAGUAAAAAUUGGAGGGAUAUAUAUUCGACUAAAGCUGCGAGGAAAGGAUUGAGUAUCACGUGCGGGUUGUUGGCGUUUCAACAACUAUUAGGUUUCAUGGCGGUUUUAUCUUAUAUGCAAACCAUUUUCGAAGCUACCGAUACUAGUAUACCAUCUAAUACGGCUUCUAUAAUCAUCGGGGUUGUACAGAUAAUAUCGAAUGUUCUAGCGACCAUUUUGGUAGAUAAAUUAGGCAGGAAGAAGCUUCUAUUAACCUCAAAUAUAGGUUGUACUUUAUCGUUAAUCUGUAUAGGUACAUUCUUCUUUUUUAAUCAAAACGAAUAUGACACGGAUACGAUUUUUUGGUUACCUUUAUCGAGUCUCGUAAUUUUUUUCGUAUCUUUCAAUUUCGGGUACGGUACUUUACCUUUAACCAUAUGCGGAGAAUUAUUUCAAAAUAAUAUAAAAUCUUUAGCCGCCAGUUUAUCGACUUGCGUUUGUUUAUCUUUGUCUUUUUUGGUUACUUUGUGUUUUCCUUAUUUGGAAAACGCACUCAAUAUGACGGGAGUUUUCGCUAUAUUCGCCGUCGCCUCCGUAUUUUCUAUCAGUUUCGUUGUUUUCGUCGUACCCGAAACGAAAGGUAAAAGUUUCAAAGAAAUAUUAGACAUAUUAGGAGAUUAGCGCGAUCCAGAAGUUUUCCGAAAUUAAAGCUGCUACCAGACUUCGCUUUUUUUUGGCACGGGUUUUCCUUUCUGAUGCCAUUCCGUGAAAUCUCUUUUGGAUAUCGGAUCGUCGUUUCAUAAUUCGAUACUAUUAAUCAAAAUACACUUUAAUGGUUGCAGUAAAGAUCUAAAAACAUUCUACAGGGUCAUUCACGGGAACCGGAUGAUAAAAAAUUGAAUAUUUACUUUUAUUGGUACUUAAAUCAUAGCAUUUGUAUCUUAUUCACUUACGAAAAAUUAUGUCCGGCAAGUGAUGUCCGUUUUGGGGCCUCAAUUACGUGCAGCAUGUCUACUACAUCGAUCUGGAAACCCCCACAGAAAAACAUCACGGCUACACAAAUCGGGAGACCGAGGAGGCCAAGUCCAACAACACCAGCUUUUCCUACUGCACACCUUUGGACUAUGAAAUGGUCUCUCGUGAAGCUGAUGGCAAUUUUGUUUAUUGUCGAAGCUCUCAAUGACUGAAAUGUAAAUUCUACGAAUAAAAAGAAAGCGUCAGAUACUAGUCACGUGCCAUUCCCGUCAUGAGCGCCCGUGUACAAACCAUUUUAAAAACAUCCGGUUCCCGUGAAUCACCACCAGGGAUUUAAAUAUUUAUAUCUAUAAUUUGGCUGUUUAAUUUCUAUUUUUGUUUAUUAUACUUUAUAUGAGAAUGUAAUAAAAUUUCGAUACGAAAA